CGUCGCGAGCUCCCGCACGUGGCCACUCUCCCAUAGCCUUACAGAUUGUCGCUCCAAAUCAGCGGUCGGGACCGAAUGUGAGGCAUGCUCACUCUCGCGCUCCUGCCAGCGGCGGUCCAGUGCGGAGCGAGGGGGGCAGGGAGAAGCGCGACUCAGCAGCGGGAUUCAAGGCAGUUUGCAGCAGUCACUUCCAGGAGGAUGGACGCAGAGAUAUGCAGUGGCUCCUUGUAUUAACCUUCAGCAACGGGAGUUUGUAUUACUUCAGAGAGGAGUAGAGAAACGACGGCUCAGAUCUGCGUGAACUUCACCAGCCUUUGGAAGCAUUGAAAAUACCAGGACGUUGUUUCUUCAGAAACGUUGAUUCUUCGGACGGUUUUGCUCAAGCGCUCUUCACGUAGUCAACGGUGUGUGUGAGAGCGGAGCUGGAUGCUGCGGCGGGACUCUGGGGAUGUGUAAAGUCUCCAUCAGUCCUGGAUCUCUCAGCUUUUAGGAGCUGCUCUCUGGGCCUCUGUGCAAGAGUGUGUAUCCUGGGCGUGUGUUCGCCAUGGCUCUAGUUCAGGCACUGCCUGUGCCCACUGAUCACCCUAAGCCCAGCGCUGACGUCCAGCAGUGCUGCUCAGUGUCUCACUCCCCCUCUGUAGCUGUGGCAGGCACCAUGGGUUCUGUCAGCAGCCUGAUCUCUGGACGUACCUACCAGGAGCGCCACUGCCGUGCCGCCAGCGACUUUGGUGCCAAGUAUCGCAAACCCACACCAGCUAUGAGCUGUUUCCGACAGCAGGAGGGCACGCUGCGCAGCGCCAGCUCACAGGAGCAGCUUCUCGCCAGCCAGCCUCCUCUACCUGCUAAGAACAAGUCCUCUGCCCUCAUCUCUGCUGGCAAUGGCAACUAUGGCUAUUUGAGUGACGAGCCAGUAGGCGACUGGAAUGAUAAUCAUGUGACCACGUGCAGCCCAUCAAGUGAUACUGAAGAGCCUCCUGAUAACAGAGGCAUGAAUGGUAAUAUUGGUGGCCCUCCACCCAAACUCGUCCCAGUGUCAGGCAGACUGGAAAAGAGUAUGGAGAAGAUACUGAUCCGUCCCACUGCCUUUAAGCCUGUCAUGCCCAAGAAUCGCAACUCUGUGCAGUACCUGUCUCCACGGUCAGGGGGCAGUCUGUCUGAAAGCCAGGGCAGCCUCAACCUCUUACUUCCUGGCAAUGGAGCGGGGUUGGGCUGUCAGGAAAAGCGUAACUCUUACAGUGGGGGACGCAACGCACGGAGUAGCCAGUCCUGCACUAUGUCCGACUCAGGCCGCAACUCCCUCUCUAGCCUACCCACUUACAGCAGCACAGGGUACAGCCUGGCACAGAGUGAAGUACCCACUGGGCACAUGGAAACCACACGCUCCGGUGGUGGCCACGGACACUCUAACUCUGACAGUGGUCGGUCAUCAUCCAGUAAGAGUACAGGGUCUUUAAGUGGGCGUGGCCAGCCCCUCUCAGACAACGGAUCGUGUGGCCGCUCCCCGGCUCCAGGAGAAGGUUAUGAAGGCGUAAUUCGGGAACUUGAGGAGAAGCUGAGGGAAAGAGACCUGGAGCUGCAGCAACUUAGGGACAACCUGGAUGAGAACGAGGCAGCCAUCUGUCAGGUGUAUGAGGAGAAACAGAAGCGCUGCGAGCAAGAGUUGGAGGACCUUCGGCAGAGCUGUGCAUCGAAGAUGAAGCAGGUGCAGCUGAAGGCACAACGGGCACAACAGGUUCUGCAGUUGCAGGUGUUUCAGCUGCAACAGGAGAAGAAGAAAUUACAGGAGGACUUCUCCCAACUGCUACAAGAACGGGAGGCAUUGGAGAAAAGAUGUGCCUCUUUUGAGAGGGAGCAGACUCAACUUGGUCCUCGUCUAGAAGAGACAAAGUGGGAGGUGUGUCAGAAGUCAGGUGAGAUCUCUCUGCUGAAGCAGCAGCUGAAGGACUUGCAGUCAGAUCUUGGUCAGAAGGCCAGCGAGAUUGUUGCUUUGAAGGCCCAGUUGAGAGAGGCUCGUUCUGAGCUUCAAGCUAGCCAGACUUGCUCGCAGGAAGCCCACGCCACAGCUCGCACUCGCACACUUGAACUAGAGGUUUGCGAGAAUGAGCUGCAGCGCCGUAAGAGUGAAGCGGAGCUCCUGCGGGAGAAGGUGGGCCGUUUGGAGGAAGAGUCCAUCCGUCUUAAAGAGGCUUUGGCGGUGCCCAUGUCCCAAGCUCUACCUUCUAAAGGCCAAUGCAUGAGCUUGCCCCUACCACAAAGCCGUGGGGGGAUCACUCAUGGGAUCAGCCCCGCUUUCCGGGACAACAGCAGCGAAGAGCAGCUUCUAGUAUACGAGAGUGAUGAGGCGAAGGUGCAGCGCCAGAGCGUGGAUGUGCUUCACGGUCUUCGUCAGCAGGUGGACCGACUGCGGGCAGAGCUGAUGUACGAGAGGAGGCGGAGCGAGGACCAGCUGGAGGGCUUUGACGAGGAACGCAGGGUGUGGCAAGAGGAGAAAGACAAGGUGAUCCGUUACCAGAAGCAGCUGCAGCAGAACUACAUCCAGAUGUACCGCAGAAACCGUGACCUUGAGCGUGUGAUGAGGGAACUUAGUCUGGAGCUGGAGAACAGGGACAUGGAAGAGUUUGACAUGCGUAGCAACGAGAUCCAUUUUGAGGAGAUCACUGCCACUGAAAUCUAACCCACAUCUUACUCUGCCCUCCCAAAAUGCAUCUCCACUGUGCUUGUGUGAGGAGCAGUCUUUCUGCCGUGUCAUUUGGCAUGCUUCUCUACACGAUUUCAAAAAGACUUGUGUUCAAGGCAAGUUAUUGUUGUGAUGUCUACAGAGGCCAAUAAAACAUGGAAUGUUUGUAUUUAGACAUCUUUAUGAUCACUUCCUGCCUCGGAAACCUGUGAGGGACUUCAGAUGAAUGUAAAAUGACUGUGAACAGCAGUUAAUUGGUGCCAAUGAUGAUGGGAAGGAUGUCCUCAAAGAUGGUGCUUUGUUGCUGACAAACCCUUAUCAUAAAACUAGGGCUGCCAUUCAGUUCAAUUAAUUAAACAAGAAAGAAAUUCUUUAAUAAGGAACAUAGGAGUUCACAAAAGACAAGAUGUUGAAAUAAACAGCAAGAUGAGACGUAACGGCCAAAGACGUUUAGUGUAGAGCGAACACUAGAAUGCGUCCUUUGUGAACUACCUUGGACAGACUGACAAACCCAAUUGCUAAACGGGUUGUUGUGAACCGUAGACCAAUUAUGGGCUUAUGUUCAAUUAUAUGAAGAAAACAAUCAAACAAGGUAUGAAACUGUCUAUUCAAUACUUUACUCGCCUGCUACAAUAAUGUAACUUAUUUCAUUUGGAAUUUUUUCCUCAGCAAACAUUGAUGUAUGCAGUUAUUUGCGAUUCAUUUGCACAGCAAAAUUACCAGUUAAAUCAACUCUGCUCGGAGUACAUAUGGUCCCUCUCUAAAUAGUGUUAAAGUAGCACUGAAGUGGAGUUAGUUAAUGAGAUAAUUAAGCGAUUAAUUAAGUGAUUAUUGAGCGUUAGUGAUGAACACGUGCUGUUAACAAGCAGAAUCAAUGAAGAAAGAGAAACACAAGAACUACAACUGACUUUAGCCACAGUCUUAUAUGAAAUCACCUGAAGAUAAAAGACAUUAUAUCCCUCAAGAACUCAGCAGAGGAGGAUUAUCUUUUCUUCCGUGAUUCUGCUUGUUAACAGCAGGCAUUCAUCACUAAUGCUCAUUCAUCACUUAAUUAAUUGCUUAAUUAUCUCAUUAACUUUAACUCUGCUUUAGUGUUACUUUAACACUAUUUAGAGAGGGACCAUAUAUACUCCAAGCAGAGUUUAUUUAACUCUGGUGAUUUUGCUGUGUGAUUAAUUAAAUUUGAUUGGCACUUGGCAGCCUUAAUUACAAUAUUUUCAUUAGUUCAACUAAAUACCUUACACACAAUCAGAGAAGACUGUCUCAGCAAAGAAAUAUACUGAAAUGGCUAAGAGAUAGAAGAACUGAUGGGAAGAAAUACAGCAUGUAGGCUAAGUGUUUCAUGGAGUUUAUCAUAUCCUAUAAUGGAAAGAGCACAAUACUUGCCUCGCCCAUUGUACCAGCAUUAACACUGAUGGGAAGGGACUUGGAGGCACUCUAUUGAGCAUCUCAUGUUAGGCCACUGAAACUGCAGAUUUGUUGCAUUCAUUCUUGGUGUUAUAGCUGUGCUGGUGUUAAGUCCUCAGUAACAUUGUGUCAUUUCUUCUCAGCCAUUUACAGCACUAUGCAGCAAGAACUGUCACCUCUCAUCUCACAGCCACGCUGCUUACACUACAUUUGAUACUAAUUACUGAUGUAGAAGUGUUAUUUUUAUAAUUAGAUGAUAUAUUGGCAGAUAUAACUAGCAAAUAUAGAGGAAAAUAUAUUUUUUCUUUUCUUUUGAGUAUUGCCUUGCACACUGUACAGAGUGAAUAGCAUGUGUGCAUGACACCGUAGCAUUUCUGUGGCCAGACAGUCUGGAGUCGAGUCACGUUAUGGCUUCACACAGGUCAGUGGGUUGGUUUUUCCAACCAAUUCUGCAAAGUAAUGACAUAGUUGAUGAAUGCAUAGAUAUCAUAAUAGAUUUGCAUACAAUCUAAGAAAUACUAAUCAAAUGUUUGUUUGUUAAAGGGAUAUAUACAAUAUAAACUUUGUUGUUUUUACAGAACAGAUCCUUUAAAACAAAAAAGAUAGGACGAAUUAAAUAUAUAUGUGAUGUAUAUUUUUAUAUAUAGCACCUCAAGCUAUUUUGUGGUAACACAGGUAACUUUGUGGGUUUAAUACAUAUGAAUUGCAUAUUUCACACACUGUUGUCCAGAGGAUCAUUUGCCAUCAGCUCUAAUAGUAUUUCAUACAGUAGUUGGUGCUUUUAUAUUCUCAUGGGGUCUACCGCACAUGUAUUUAUCGUGUCCUUCUCUGUUAAUAAUAUCCAGCAUUAUCACAUAAGGAUUUUUGAGCAUGUUGUAGAAAAUUGGCAAGAACAUUGCCUGACAAUAAGGCAAUGUUUGGGACACUAACUUUUUUGACAUCAGGGAAGACCAAUAAAAUCUAAUGACAAAAAAAAAUUAUGAAAUGAGGAACUCACAAAAUCACAUUUUAGCCAUCUCAACCAAAGAUAAUCUGCUACAUAAUUUCCAGAUUCUUUUAAACAGCCUAUAAUACAUUCACACAUUUUUUACUCAGUGCUUCCUUUUUUAUAAAUAUAAAACAAUGUGUUAUACUCUUCAUGACUCUACAGUAAAACAGACACUUUAUAUAUGUGAUAAUCAUUUUUGUAUUUUUUUCAUUCAAGGCCAAAUGAUUAAUUUCAGUAUUGGUCAGAAUGGAUUACUGUUUGUGAUUGGUCUGGUCUUGUAUUGCUUCUGGUCAUUUUUAACUACCUGAGAAUCAAAAAUAUGAAUUGGCAAUUUUUCUCACCUUGCUCAGAUUAUCAUCCCUCUUGUUGUCAUCAUCUCUGUAGCACAGAUAUGUUAUGAGUGUAAGAAUAAAACUCUUUCACCCCUAGACAUUGUCCUGUGCAUCCCUCCCUCAUGUCAAUCACGCCCCUGAUAAUAAUACAUGUAAAUAUUCCUCAUAUUGUAAUUAUUAUUGACAUAUUCAAUACAUUUGUUUUUACACACGCAAAAUAUCUAUUUUGAAGUUGUAACCACUGUGAAUAGACCAAAGCAAAUUAAUGUUUAAUCUUUUUGCCCUCAUGUAUGUGCUUGUUUCCUUUGUCAAUCUGUAGUAUUUUUAGUCAUGUAUGUAUAUUUUCAUGUUGUAUAUUUCUUGUAAAAAUGUGUUUUUGAUUAAAGAAAGUCACCUCA
Molecule: messenger RNA, 5802 nt
Organism: Ctenopharyngodon idella (grass carp)
Lineage: Eukaryota; Metazoa; Chordata; Actinopteri; Cypriniformes; Xenocyprididae
Gene: lzts2a
Product: leucine zipper, putative tumor suppressor 2a
Exons: 6
Coding region: 545-2674 (709 amino acids)
Biological process (GO): cell division; negative regulation of canonical Wnt signaling pathway
Source: RefSeq, a predicted model, not a curated record